Molecule: messenger RNA, 6601 nt
Organism: Amphibalanus amphitrite
Lineage: Eukaryota; Metazoa; Arthropoda; Thecostraca; Balanomorpha; Balanidae
Product: golgin subfamily A member 3-like
Exons: 7
Coding region: 223-5580 (1785 amino acids)
Source: RefSeq, a predicted model, not a curated record
GGGGUCUAGGGGGUUUAGGGUAAAAAAACCGAUUUUACCCGUGAUAAUUUUUGAUCAAAGCAUGCAAAUUAUUACAAUUUUUGUGUUUUUUUGGCGUCUUUAUUUGUCUCAGUGCUUGAAUUUGUAGGUUAGUUGCCGUGGGUGCGCUGGGCUUAAUUGAUGUAGUGGUUUGGGUUGUUAUUUUUGGGUAGUGUUUGAACUGGUGGCUGUAGAAGUGCCGAGAUGCCUGGUGGUGGCCGUAGCCAGCCGGUGUCUGUGCACCACGCAGUGGUGGAGAGGCCGGCCCCCGGCUCACUGCAGCAGCCGCACCUGACUGAGGACACCCUGAUGAAGAUGCCAGUCACUGCCAUUGGCAUGGAUAAGGGUGACCAGCCUGAGACACCUCACCAGCAUCUUGGACAGCAGCAGCAACAAAUGGCUCUCAUGCCAGCCAAUGAUGCCGUCAGUCUACUGCUGCCGGCUGGCCUCAGCUCCAUUUUCUGUCGGUCUGGCCCGCCGUCCGCACCGCCAGUUCCUCAAUCCCCGUCGGCGCCGCAGACUCUGGAGGGGCGCAGUCUGCAGCCGUACCCGCGGAACCUGCUUCAGAUCGUCAGUGAUCGCCGCGGCGCCGUCCCCGUUCCCGCUCCGGCCCCCGACCGUUCCCCGGGCAGGACGGACACGGCGGAGAUGGGGCCGACAUCAGAACCGAACGGCGCGCCGCACUCCGUAAAAGCGGCGAACGGCGACUCCCACUCCGGUGCCGCUCCCGCCUCAGCCCCGGAAUCGGCGACCCCGAAACAGACUAGUCGGGGACAACUGGAGGUCAUCGAGGAGUGUAUCGUCCCAGCUCUGAGCAGUACCCCGUUGAUGUCUACCCCGCCGGCGCCGUCCUCACCGCCGCUGUCUCCUGCGGAAGAGGUGCUGCCCCCGGCGGUCCUCCAGGCUCAGCGAGCGGCGGAGACCGGCUGCAGUCCGGAAACAUUCCUCCCGCAACACACGGCGCCGGCUUCUCACAAUGUCCACGUGAAAUCGGCGGCCCACCACCCGAGCGAUUCGGAGGCCCCUCGGGGCGUGCAGGCUGACAGCGGCGCGCGCUCAGACGCCUCCACGGUGACUGCCGAGAGCGGCGCGCCGGACGGCGGAGCUGUGGACGAGGACGAUGACCGUCUGUCGGUGGUGUCAGCUGAGUCCAGCUGGUCGGACAUCAGCGGCUUUGAGGAGGACCUGUGGAGACUCCGCAGCGUGCUGCGAGACCCCACCGCGCCGGUGGAGGCCGGAGGUCCGGUCCCGGGUCCGCGCCGACCAGCGCCGGCUGUCUCCGACCGAGUGGUGGCGUCCGAGGAGCAGCAGCAGCUGCAGCUGCAGGUGCACCGGCUGCAGCUGCAGCUGCAGCACGCCAGCCAGGAGCGGCAGCUGUACCGGCAGCAGCUGGAGGCGCUGCAGGGUCAGCUGAGCGGCGGCGGACAGCGGCAGCAACUCGAGGUGCAGCGGCAGAAGGCGCGACUCGAGGGUGUGCUGGAGAUGACGCGCGCUGAGCUCGAGGAGGUGGGCGCUGAGCGCGCCGAGCUGCGCCACACCGUCAGCCGCCAGCAGCUCGAGCUGCGCGCCGCCGCCGCCGGCUCGCUGCGCACCGAGCGGGACGCGCUGGCCGCCGAGGCCGGCCUGCUGCGUGUGCGCGCGCGAGAGCUGGACGCGCAGCUGGCGGAGGCGGCUGGGAAGCUGGAGACGCGUGCCAUCGAGCUGGACGCCGCGCGGGACGAGCUGAAGCGGAGCGAGUCGGCGGCGGCUGCCGAGCGGACGGCGCUGGAGGCGGCGCGGCGCGAGCUGGAGAGCCGGGACGCCACCGUGUCGGCGCUGAAGGCCAAGGUGGCUGAACUGGUGGUGGACGCGCAGCGCCAGCUGCAGGCCAAACUGCGCGCCGAGGGCUCGGUCCAGUCGGCCAACGAGGAGCUCGAGCAGCGGCAGCGCUCCCGCGACUGGUACCGCGCCCAGCUGAAGGCCUCGCAGGAGGCGCGGCUGCAGCAGCAGCAGCAGCUGCUGGCCGCCCAGCAGGAGGUGAUCGCGCAGCAGCACGCCGGCGAGCGGCUGCGCGGCGAGCUGACGCUGGCGCGCCAGGCGGCGGCCGGAGCGCAGGCGCGCGCAGUCCGCGAGAAGGAGACUCUGCUGCGCCACCUGGAGAACAUUCAGGCCGACAUGCUGCAGCGCGAGGCCUUCUUCCAGACGGUGUCGGGCAGCCGGGCGGAGCCGGCGCCCGCCGCCGCCACCGCCGCUGUCCGGGAGCGGGAUGAGGCCGUGGGCCGGACGCGCGCCCUGGAGCUGACCAUAGCUGAGCUGGAGCAGCGCCUGGAGCGGGGUGCUGAGGAGCUGUCCACCGCUGCCGCCGCCCACAAACAGCUGGAGGAGGACGGUCAGAAGACCAGGUUCGCGCUGGCCGCUGCGCAUGAGAAGCUCUCGCAGCAGACGGUUCAGUGCGAGCAGCUGCAGCAGCGCUGUCUGGAGGGCGGCCAGAUGCUGGACCAGCUGCGCGCGCAGGCCAAGGAGGCCGCCGCCGCCAAACAGACACUUAAAGAGGAGAAGACGCGCCUGGAGGUGGCGCUGGCCUCCGCCAACCAGGAGAAACGGGACGUGGAUGAGGCGGCGCGCGGCCUCACCAACGAGCUGAAGAAGGUCUCGGCUAGUUUCUACAAAUUGAAAAACGACGUUGCCACAAAGGAUAAACAAAUCGCGGAACUGAAGGCAUCUCUCAGCGGCCGAGAGAGCGAACUCCGAACUGCCAACGAUAAACUGCAGGAGACCAGUAAACUGAAACUGCAAACGGAACAGAUGACGGACAAAAUGAACAUCUUUGGCACCAUGAACGAGCAGAACAAACAGCUGAUGGUGCAGAACCACGAGCUGCGCUACAAGGUGCAACAGCUGACGCAGGACCGCAGCGUGCUCGAGCAGGGCCGUCAGAAGCUGGAGGAGGUGGUGCGUGGGCUGCAGCAGCAGGCCAAUGAGGCGGCGCAGCAGCACGCGGCCGCCGCCGAGACGGUGAAACAGCGGGACGCCAGGAUCCGAGAGCUGGAGGAACAACAGGAGAAGGCGCAGCACGAGCUGGCCGUGGUCAAGACGUAUGCCAAGAGUCUGCACCGCGAGUCCAGCCAGCAGGAGGAGGAGAAGGGCUCGAUUAAAUCCCCAGAGGCCGUUACUGCUGAGGUCGCGUCUCCAUCUGAGGAAAGUCCGACUCCGGGGACGGCCGAUCAGAGCAGCAAGCAACAGCAGUCGGCGGAGUCUGCCGAGCUCGAGUCGCUGCGCCGCCAGCUCAGUCUGCUCGCCCUGGAGAACCGGGAGCUGGAGCGGCGACUGCAGGAGGCCGAGGCUGCUCCGCGGCUCCGACAGGAGCACGCGGCGCUGGCGGCGCGCGUGGCCGACCUCAGCGACCAGCUGCAGCGCGCCCGAGCCGCCGACUCUGCGCAGUGCCGCCAGCUGCAGGAGCAGCUGCAGCUCAGCCAGACGCGGAACCGGCAGCUGCAGCAGCAGCUGGCCGCCGCCGGUCGGCCGGAGGGUGUGCCCGCGCCGCCCACCUCCCCUCCGGCGGCCGGCGGGGGCGCGCUGGCCGACCAGCUGGCCGCCGCCCAGGCCGCCUACAAGGAGCGACACCGCUGCUACCAGUCCAACAUCCGCGUCCUCACCCGCAAACUGCGCGAGUACAUGCGCGCGCUGAAGACGGCCGAGCGGGAGCUGGCGGAGCGCCGCGCCGCCGCUGCGCCGGUGCCGGCCGAGGCGGGUCUGGCGGCUGUGGAGCGGGAGGAGGCGGCCGCGCAGCUGCGGCGCGAGCUGGAGACGGCGCGACGGGAGACGCAGCGGGCCGAACAGGAGGCGGAGCAGCUGCGCGGAGCGGCAGCCGACGCCCAGCUGCUGCAGCUGGAACUGGAAAAGGAGCGCGGCAGACUCGAGGGCAUGGCCCAGUCGUACACGGCACUGCAGGCUCGCGCCGCGGAGCUGGAGGCGCUGCUGGCCGGAGCUGAGGAGCAGCGUCAGACGGAGCGCCAGCAGACGCCGCAGCAGCAGCAGCACCGGCUGCAGGAGCAGCUGGAGCUGGCCGAGCAGCGGCUGCAGCAGGAGCAGCUCGAGGGCCGGGAGCUGCGCAGACAGUUGUUCGCCGAGCGCCGGGAGGUUUCCGGUCUCCGGCGGGACCUGGUCAGUCUCCAGGCCGGCCUGCAGACCGCUGAGGACCUGGCUGCCAGUCGUCAGACCCAGAUCACUGAGCGGCAGGCGGCUCUGGAGGCCGCUCAGCGGGACCUGGCCGCCGCGGCCGGCCAGCUGACCGAGCUGAAGGCGGCGUGUGAUAGCAGUCAGAGGCAGACGGCCGAGCUGCGGCGGCAGGCGGAGCAGAGCGCCGCCAACGACCCCGUGUUGGCCCAGCAGAUCAAGACCCUGAGCGGCCACCUGCGGCAGAAGGGUGCCGAGCUGACCGGUCUCCGGGAGCAGGCGGCGCUGGUCGAGCAGCGCCACGAGACGGAGCUGCAGGGACUGCGCAGCUCCCUGCAGGCGGCUGGAGACGAGCUGCGCCAGCUCAGCGCAGCUCUGGACGCCACGCGCGAGGAGAAGUUCGCGCUGCAGGCGCAGGUCACCGAGCUGAGGGCCGCCCUGCAGACCAGCAGCACGCAGGUCAAGGCUCUGAGCGGCGAGGUAGUCGAGCUGCAGCGCUCGGCCCGGCUGCCCCAGCUGCCGGCUCCGUCGCCGGUGGAUGAGGAGCACAUCGGCCGCCUGCUGGCUCAGAGCGCGGGCAGUGCCGAGCCCCGGCCGCUGCACCAUCUGCAGGCGUGCCUGAGGUCUCUCAAACAGGAGAUGACGGCCCUGCAGAGUCAGAUCGGCCGAGGGGACAGCAGGAGCACAGGGACCGUCCAGGCGACUUCAAUGGUCGACAACUAUCCGCCAGUGAAUGCUACCAGUCCGACACAGCACACCCAGGCGAGCACUAACGGGAAUGUAUCACCGGAGCACAGCAUGGAGCACACGGUGCCGUCAUCUGGACACUCAGUACCAACACCAGGACACUCGGUGGUAUCAUCGGCAACAGCGUCACCGGGACACUCAGUGACGUCACCAACACACUCAGUGACGUCACCAGAAUACUCAGUGACGUCAUCCGAGCAAAAUUCAGCGUCACCGGAACACAGCGUAUCGCCACUAGUCCACCCGAUCGCGUCACUGGAGCACACAGUAACACCACCAGAGUAUUUCAUAUCUUCAUCGGAACACAACGUACCUCCGGUGGCAGAAGCCUCGUCACCGAAUAUCACUCCAGCAUCGCUUCCACCUUCAUCGCCGUCAGCACCUUCGUCUCCGGAGCGAACUAUCCCCAGCUCUGACGGCGUUUCCAACGGCGGCUGGCGUCCCGUCGCCGACGGAGAUGCCGCCGCGGCCGUGGACCGAUUCCUGGAGACGACCAAACUGCCGGAGCCCAGAGCCGGCGCGGGAGGAGGCGCCCCGAACGGGCCGCUAACUGAGGAUAGUCUGAGACUGAGGUCCUACUUUACGGAGGCGGGUGGCGAGCGGCCCCCGGUCGCGGCUGCGGCCCUCCCGACACGAUCCGAGAAGGAGACGGACGUGUGAGCGUGCCCGGUGGCUGAUAGAAGGGCCAGAGGAGCUCGGGACCGGAGGUCGUUACGCCCUUGGUUAGCAGAAGAGUUAGAGGAUCGUGUGGGUCCACGUUAGGUCUGUGAUCUAGCUGACAGGGUCCCGAGUCUCGCUCAGAGUAUUGUAGCAGCUGCUGCUGUAUUUAACGCCAGUUUAGCGCACAGUUGGGCUCAUGGACGGCUGUCUGUGCUGAAUUAGCUCAGCGGGGUGCUGAAGUAUUAUUCCGCUGAGUCGGUGCUUUUCUCAGCCGCCGGUGCGUCCGGGCUUUAUUUCCAGCUUUACUAGGAUGGUUGUGGGCCAACGAAUUCGCUGCUGAUAUUGAAGUAUUUAGCCUUAUAUGCAAGUGCAUUGUGUGUAGGCACUGUUCCAGCAGGCUGCUGAUUGCUGGACCGCUAGUUUGUGUGUGCGCGGGGUCCAGUGUUUAUCCAGGGGCCCGUGCCGUCUCGGCCGUUUGGUGCGGGCCGGCGGGCGGCACGGACGGCCGUGGGUGACCCGUGACAUGACCUGGGGUCAGCGCGUGCUGUGUGGGGCCGGUGGUGGGGGCGCUCUAUUACGGUGGCUGGCCCGUCGCUUCGUCUCAGGUGGAUAUUUAUGGCUUUGGAGUGGGGAGUGUGCCUUGCGUUAUUUUAGUGAUCCGCUUGUGAUUUGAUCAAAUCGCCUUAUUUUUAAAUAGCUUAUUUUAUAAAUAAGAUUAGUGUGUUAUCUGAGUUGUUUUUAUUUAUACCACACGAUAUAUUAUAUAUUAUCACUUGUUAAAUUAGUGCAAGUCAAUCGGACUUCCAUUAUUCCUUUGGUGAUAGAGAUUGGCUUCCGCGAUCAUAUGCACAAGGGGACCCGGCGAGUAGGUUGGCGGGUUUGCGGUGUUAAAUUCAGCAUAAUCUGGCGGCUCUGAGGGCCGGCUUUGAGCAUUGUGCAAUGGCAGCGCUGAGUUGUUACGCUGUUAGCUGAGGUUGUUUUACUGCUGUGGCAAAUAUACGCAUAUAGUUUGAGCUCUGAA